Leishmania braziliensis MHOM/BR/75/M2904 is the source of this 900-nucleotide messenger RNA. RefSeq names its product putative protein kinase. Gene Ontology annotation, biological process: protein autophosphorylation; intracellular signal transduction; peptidyl-serine phosphorylation. The transcript has a single exon. The record is from RefSeq and is a predicted model, not a curated record. Lineage: Eukaryota; Euglenozoa; Kinetoplastea; Trypanosomatida; Trypanosomatidae. Gene Ontology annotation, molecular function: calcium-dependent protein serine/threonine kinase activity; calmodulin binding; calcium/calmodulin-dependent protein kinase activity. Gene Ontology annotation, cellular component: cytoplasm; nucleus. Bases 1 to 900 code for a protein of 299 amino acids.
AUGUCCCUCAACACGGACUAUGAGGUGGAGCGCUACUCGUUCGUGGCGGGGUGCCAGGUGGAGGUGUGCCGCUGCACACACCGCAGCACCGGUGCCAAGCGUGCCGUGAAGAUAUACCACACCACAUCAAUGGACAGCCGGCGCGUCGCCAUGGCAGUGGAAGAGGGCACGUUGGCCAAGUCACUCCCAGUGGCGCCGCAGCUUGUGCGCGUCUUCGACGUCUAUGCGGAAGCGGAACGCGUAUCGAUUGUGAUGGAGUACAUGGAGUGCGGCUCCCUCUACCAGCGGCUCACCACUCGCGGCCCCCUAGCGGAGGCUGAGGCUCGUGCCGUGACACGGCACCUCCUCACUGGUCUCGCCCUCCUGCAUGCCCACAACGUCAUGCACCGCGACAUCAAGCCCGAAAAUGUGUUCCUGCGCACCACCACCGGCAGUAGCAGCGGUCUUUGUGGCACAGCCGCCAAGACCGCCUCUGCAAUGACGACGAUGGUGGCCAUUGGCGACUUCGGCUUCGCCACACGUCGAAUUCCGCACGAGGAGCUCGUCGGGUCCCCGCAGUACAGCGCCCCGGAGCUAGCUCUCAUCGCGCUUCAGCAUCGCCACAGCCGCGCCGUCGCCGCGCCGCCCAUCUCAGCACGUCCGCUGUACAACGAAAAGUGCGACGUGUGGUCGGCUGGUGUAGUGGUCUUCGUGACGCUCACCGGCCUUCUACCCUUCGACGGUCCCACCCCCGAGGAGGUCUUUACGGCGGUGGUGCGCAACGCCGUCCCCUUCCACAAGGUGCUACCUGACCGGAUGAGCCCCUCUGCCAAGGCGUUCAUACAGGCGCUGCUGACGCCGAACCCGUCAAAGCGACCAUCGGCCAAGGAGGCACUGCGGCACGCGUGGCUGACAGGUUGA